AUGGCGCAACGACCGGUAUUUUGGCAGAAGCGCGUUCUCGUGCCCUUCUGGAUAGUGCGCAUAUUACUCCUCAUCGACAUUCUCGCCAUCCUGCUCUUCCUUCGCGAUGCGCUGAAACCCGGCACUUUCCUCACCAUGAACUCGUUCCAGACUGCGUUCUGGGGCGUCGCCUUGAUCAUGGAGUUUGCAGAUAUUGGCAAAGGCGGUAGCCAUGUAGGGCUUGGAUUCGGUGUCUUCGUAUUCCUCAGCUACUUCGGUCUCUUCAUCUACUCGGUCAUCGGUUAUCGUCGCGCGAAGGCAGAGGCCAAACGAGGCCAGUACGCACCUGCGCACAACCCAUUCGGGGGCUCCGUACCUGCUCAGCAAUCAUCGCCGUACAACAGCGCACCCGAAUACCAAAAUACCGCAUACCACUCGCAGACGCAACCUGCUGAGAUGAACAACCAGUAUCUGCCACCAUACCAGAGCGGUGCUGCGACCGACUACUAUCAGCAGCCGGUGAAGCCUGCCCAUAUAGUAUGA
Molecule: messenger RNA, 522 nt
Organism: Alternaria ventricosa
Lineage: Eukaryota; Fungi; Ascomycota; Dothideomycetes; Pleosporales; Pleosporaceae
Exons: 3
Coding region: 1-522 (173 amino acids)
Source: RefSeq, a predicted model, not a curated record